Messenger RNA from Hermetia illucens (black soldier fly), 2198 nucleotides. Its product is annotated as calcitonin receptor-like. Gene Ontology annotation, cellular component: plasma membrane. Gene Ontology annotation, biological process: cell surface receptor signaling pathway; adenylate cyclase-modulating G protein-coupled receptor signaling pathway. Gene Ontology annotation, molecular function: G protein-coupled peptide receptor activity. The record is from RefSeq and is a predicted model, not a curated record. The transcript has 7 exons. Bases 123 to 1985 code for a protein of 620 amino acids. Lineage: Eukaryota; Metazoa; Arthropoda; Insecta; Diptera; Stratiomyidae.
UUGUUGAAUAAAGUGUGGCUUAUCUUUUACUCAAUGAAAUCGAUGGACAGCCAAUCAAAAUCUAUCUGAGACGGAUUUUAGUUGUGGCAAUCGCUCGGUUUCGUAAACAUUAUUUCGUAGUAAUGUUCACGGUAGCCCCCGUUUGGAUCUUCCUUACUCUGAUCGUGGCGGGAUCAGUCGAGGGUCUUUGCCGGUACCGGAAUAUCGGUGACUUACCCCCUGAAAUAUUCAGCUACUGGGCUGAUUGGGGGUGUUACACAUACACUCGGCCCGACCUGUUUGCUGGUGUUCAGCUCCAGGCGUCCCAGUGCUAUACAAAAUAUAAUAACACGCAAUACGCGAUCCCAGGACUCAUCUGGGAUGAGAAGUGUAUCCCGUUUUCGCAUGAUAAUGAGACCAUCAAGAAGUCCGUGGAGAGGACGUUCCAUAAUCCGGAAACUGUGCAGAGAUGGAUCCGGUGCUGCUUGGAUGCGGAAAUAUGCUGCAAAAAUAUAAUGAUGAAAAGUGAGGCCAAGGAGGGACUCCACUGCCCAAGUACUUGGGACGGCUGGUCAUGCUUUGAUGAUAUACCUGCAGGGAAUGUCUACAGCCAAGUGUGCUCACAAUAUGCUUACACCAAUAAACCACCCCAGUGCCAUCAUUACAGUUCAAAAGUGUGCUACCCAAAUGGAACAUGGCAGGAGCAGACCGACUACUCAGCAUGUGACAUCACACCACGUCUAAUAUUCCGUACUCUGUGGCACAUGGCAGUUCUUUCGAUAUCCAUUGCAGUAUGCAUUCCUGCCAUCGCUAUAAUGGCCUUUUAUCCAACUUUGCACACAGAGAAAUUGGCCAUGGUUCGGAAUUUACUUAUCAUUCUGGUACUCCGAAAUUUCUUCGUAAUUAUCGUGAAAGGAACCCUAAUUCUCGACGAACUUACUGAGGUUGGACCAACGCUAAUGGGCAAAAAUAAUUGGCCAUGUAGAAUGUUAUCAGUCUUGGAGAAGUUCUUUGGAACAGCGGUAUUCACUUGCAUGCUAAUGGAGGGGGUUUACCUUUAUCAAAUGCUGACCAAUGUGUUCCGAGCAAGGCUAAGAGGUGGACUCCGGACAACGGAGCUGUAUGUAAUUGGGUUCGCGGUCACAACUGGAGUCACUUUGGCUUGGUCUUUAGCAAUGGCCUUGAAUGAAAAGAAACACUGCUGGCAAGUCACCGAGGGAACUGACUUCCAUUGGAUCUUUGAUGGACCACGGCUCGCUAUGCUGGUGGUAAAUUUUGGGCUUCUUGUUCGGAUCGUGUAUGCAUUGUGGAGUACUUUUAACCUGAGACAAGAAGAGCAACAUCCUGCAUUCCGAACUGCCAAAGCAGCGCUGAUAUGUCUCCCACUUUUCGGAGUUCCGUUUCUGCUUUUGGUCGUUCGUCCAGAUACCAAUGACUGUGCGAUCGAACAAUUUUACUAUACGCUUUACUAUACAGUGGAAGCUUUGCAAGGAAUAUUGAUAGCAAUAUUACAUUGCUAUUCAGAGAGGGAGGUCAAAGCAAAGUUCUUUGGAAAAAUCAAAUGGCUCAAACAGAAAAGCUGCGAUCUCUUCAGCAAAAGAGACCAGCGCUCCAGCUCCGAAAGUGCUAGAAGGCGAAGGCCCAUAUCUGAAAUAUCAAUUCCUCUUUUAAUAGGAAGCAGUACAUCCAGAUCUUCUAUCCAGUCACGCAGAGAGUCCGAAACAACCGCUUCAACUCUGACUACUCCUCAAGUGGAGAAUAAGGAGAGAUUUUCAUUCCAAUUGCCAAGAAUCCAAGAGGAUGAUGAAAGGAAUAUUUCUAGUGGCUCGAAUUCGAAUAAGUCACCAAAGCAUAGACUGAGCAUCGGCAAUAUGAGUAUAUCUAGCACCGCUGCCAAUUUGAAGCAAAUGCAGGAUCAAUUACCACGACGACAUUCAGCAGAUGAAACGGAGGCAGGGCGGUCUGAAGAGUUCUUUUCAAUUGACACUCAAGGAACAAUUUCAUAAAAGUAGUGUCAUAUUUGUGUUCCUAGCUGACCCCGCUACUAAAGGGGACAAACGCUAAAGAGAAAGAAGGCGAAGUGGGUGUGUUCCUAUAAAUGUGAUAAGUGAGAGUAGUAUAAGUUAGCAAGUAAGAAUGAUGUCUGUAUGUUUUAUGGAUGGUGACAGUGAUCUGGAUGAAUAGUGAAGAAAAGGCAGUAAAUAAUUUAUAGCUUCGAA